This is a messenger RNA of Durusdinium trenchii, 2320 nucleotides long. The record is from the annotation of a GenBank genome assembly. NCBI's taxonomy places the organism in Eukaryota, Dinophyceae, Suessiales, Symbiodiniaceae.
CACGUUUUCUUUGUUGGGUUGUUUCAAUUACUGCAGUUUGACCUGAUGGCUGCAGUCCGUGCAAUAAGUUCAGCCCUGCAUGCCUGCUUCUGUUGAUGUCAUUGCUGAUAGUGACAGCGAUGUGGCUGAAGUUGUGGACAUCACUGUUGAUAGUGACGAUGCGGAUGAAGUCGCUGAAGUGAAUCUUCCAGCUGGGGUUCCCCCGCUGAGUUUCCAUGGGUACCGCCGUGGCCGAGAACUAGGCCAAGGAGGAUCUAGCCAAGUUUUUGUUUGCAGCAAAACAGGCAGCCAAGUUGGUUUUGCUGCCAAAGCUGUCAAUCUGCGUCGGCUACAGAUGAGUCCAGACGUGGAGAGGGAGUGGAAGAAGUUAUGUCGUGAGGUUGAGAUUUGGAAGCAGCUGCCCGCACAUCCAAAUAUCGUCCAGCUGGUUGAUUCCUUCCAAGAAGGAGGCUGGUUCUUGAUGGUUUUGGAGCUGGUUGGUGGAGGCGACCUGUUCACCGUUUUGACAUCGCGGCCAUCGUCAAGGUUCCUGGAUCGAGAAGCGGCCUUUGUUGGCGGUCAGUUGGCUCAAGGCCUUGCCUUCCUUCAUGGCCGAGGUGUUGUCCAUAGAGAUGUGAAACUGGAGAAUGUGCUUGUGGCCUCCCAAAGACGAGCGUACACAAGCGGUCCCAUUCUUUAUAGCGUUAAGAUUACUGACUUUGGACUUUCUCGUCUGCUGGAUACUGCUUCUGUUGCACAGUCAACUGUCGGGACUCACCCGUACUGCGCGCCGGAGGUGUUGGGCGAAGGCUCACACAACUUCAGCGCUGAUGUUUGGUGCCUUGGGAUUCUCCUCUUUGUGCUGCUUUCGGGGCAUUUCCCGUUCAACACCAUGCCUGCGGAGCAGACGGAUUUGGAUCGCAUCAUUGAAAACUCAGUCGGCGAAAGGGCGAAGGCAGUGCUAUGUGGCUUACUGCAGUUGCAGCCGGCGCAAAGAAGAAAUUUGUCGGAGCUUCUAAAUCACCAAUGGUUUCAGGAGGACGAGUGGGAUGAACAGCCGCUCAAGCGCCAUCGCACAUUGUCAACUAGUGAUGUUGUUGUCACGCCUUCUGGGAUCUCGAACAUGGAAGCGAUACCUCCAGUCAAUGGUCAGCUGGAAGAGUGCAAGGCCUCAUCUCCAGCGUUUGAAGAGGUGGAUGCUUCUCCUUGUGACUCCCCCUUUCCAUGUUCUCCAUUCCCUUGCGAAUCUCCGUUGCCUUGUCCAUCGCCCUUGCCUGGGCCAUUUGAUGCUGAAGGAGUGGCAUCACCUGGAGUCUGGACACCCUUUGCAGUGGAGGUGGCGCUCAAACUCAGUGACGUGCAACCGCCUGUGGAAUUGCAGCCGGACUACAUGCAGGUUCACCUUGUGAUUCCAGAUCGCUUUGCCGGCUUCAUCCUGGGAAAGAAUGGAUCCCGAAUCCAGAAGACAGCGUCAAAGAGCGGAUGCAAGGUGUGGAUGACGAAAAGAAAUGGUUCACAGGAUCGCCGUGUAAUUGUGAUUGGGAAUUACAAGCAGUGCAAGGUUGCUCAGCAGAUUGUCCAUGAGCAAUUGUCGACUGCCAUGCAGGUCGAUUGGCAGGAUGCGCAAGCUGACGUCAUUGUGUUUGUAAGAUCUGAAGCGGCCGGAAUGGUGACAGGCAAGCAAGGCUUUGUUCUGAAUCAGAUCCGGAAGCAGUCGGGAGCACAAGUCCAGCUGCUGCGAGAUGAGGUGCAGAGCACACGCCCCUGUAUCAUCAGUGGAACGCUGCAGAGCAUACUUAAAGCUCAAAAGCACAUUUUUGAAUUGGUGCGGGCUGCACCAGUGGUGCGCCCUGCAGACUCCUCGCAUGGGGCCAUUCGGUGACGAUGUGGCUUGAACAGUGCAGCACACCGCGACAAGGGAAGCCAAGUUUGCCGAGCGGCUGCUUUUUAUGUGUUCAAUGCCUGGCUCUGACCUCAUUAGCAUCAGGUCCCAGGUGAAAUGGUGUGUGUGAGCUGUUCUUUAUUCGUCACGGGAUGUGUCGUGUGGUGUGCCACAAGCAUCAGAGCCACGUAGUAUGGCAUUUAUUGCCUGACAUUGCCACGUUCGUUGAACCUUGGAAACUGCUCGCUGAAUCAUGGCAAUGCACAACUGCACAACAUUUGUCGGUUUUCAUAGCAUUGCUUGGCACUGCAACUACUACUUGGACAUGUGGCAUGUUUCCAAGCACCUUUAGGCCUGUGCAUGCCUUGUUCGUAUGCCUUUGCUCUUCGCAUGCAGGUGGAGAAGUAAAGCUUAAUGUGCAGGUUGUGCAGCCAAAAUUGUGACGCAUUCUAUGCGUGA